Corythoichthys intestinalis (scribbled pipefish) is the source of this 4316-nucleotide messenger RNA. RefSeq names its product gastrula zinc finger protein XlCGF57.1-like. Gene Ontology annotation, molecular function: RNA polymerase II cis-regulatory region sequence-specific DNA binding; DNA-binding transcription factor activity, RNA polymerase II-specific. Bases 361 to 1977 code for a protein of 538 amino acids. Gene Ontology annotation, cellular component: nucleus. Gene Ontology annotation, biological process: regulation of transcription by RNA polymerase II. Lineage: Eukaryota; Metazoa; Chordata; Actinopteri; Syngnathiformes; Syngnathidae. The transcript is spliced from 2 exons. The record is from RefSeq and is a predicted model, not a curated record.
ACAUUUGUUGACCCAUCCGUGGUGUGCGGUUCUUUUGUGUACUGUUCUCGUAACCUUACGAGCAACACUAAAACGUCUCAAUCUAAAGCAUAGUGGAAGUUGUUUGGCUUUAUGUUGAAGCUUUGCAGGCUUACUUAACUUAGUUUAGUUUAGCUUAGCUCGCUAGCUAAAACACGCUAACGCAUUCCGAUUGCUUUGGUUUCACGCCACUUCCGAUUUGUAAAGAUUGUUUUAAGGAAAAGUCGAUCGGUUAACAUGAGAGUGAUUACUGUAUAAGGCUCUUCUCGACUUGUAUUUAAGAUGCGACAAACACUGACUGAAGGCUAACGAAACCCAAACAUCAAGUCAAAUGGUAGAGACAUGGAAAAUGAGGAGAGGAAAUCCAGGUCACGACGUACAACUAAAAAACAAAAGAAAAUGAGGUGUCCCGCAGACGUCACUGUAGAAGAUCUUCACCCUGAGAAGCAGGACCACCUCUACGUUAAACAGAAGGAGGAGUCCGACAUGCCGUGGAUCAAACAGGAGGUGGAGCCAGAGACCCCUGACAUUAAAGAAGAAAAACAGGAAGUUGAAAUCCUCAAGUUUCCAAUGGGUGUCGGUGUGAAGAGCGAAGAAGACGAAGGACCAAGUGAAGAGAGCGGACCAGCGAACCCUUUGAGCGAAGGCUCAUUUAAGCACGUGACAUACAAAGGAGAGGGACGAUCGCAACCGGACCGCCUCUUAGCUCCUCUUUCAGACAGCGACGACAUAACAUCACAUUCUUCUGACUUUGAUACUGAUGAGGAGGAGGAUGACUUUGACCGAAAUGCUUCGAAACCCUUAGACAAGUUGUCAUUUAAAAGAGACUCAAAAGAAUGUGCGGUUGGGAAACCUUUCCCCUGCUCACUUUGUGAUAAAACAUUUCCUUGGAAAUGCAAGUUGAAGGCACACAUGCGUACACACACUGGAGAGAAGCCUUUUUCCUGCACAGUUUGUGGUAAAAGAUUCACUCGUAAGGGACCAUUAGUAUUGCACACAAGAAACCACACCGGAGAGAAGCCUUUUGCCUGCACACUUUGUGGGGAAAGAUUCACCAAUAAGGGAAUUUUAAACAAGCACACAAGCACACACACUGGAGAGAAGCCUUAUGCAUGCACACUUUGUGAUAAAAAAUACUUCACGAAGGCCAAUUUAAACAUCCACACAAGAAGACACACUGGAGAGAAGCCUUUUGCCUGCACACUUUGUGGUAAAAGAUUCACCGAGAAGGGAGUUUUAAACAAGCACACAAGCACACACACUGGAGAGAGGCCUUUUGCCUGCACAGUUUGUGGUAAAAGAUUCAUCGAGAAGGGUUGUUUAAAGAAACACACAAGAACACACACUGGGGAGAAGCCUUAUGCCUGCACACUUUGUGAUAAAAAAUACUUCACGAAGGCAAAUCUAAACAUUCACACAAGAACACACACUGGAGAGAAACCUUUUGCCUGCACACUUUGUGGUAAAAGAUUCACUCAGAAGGGACAAUUAAUAUACCACACAAGAAACCACACUGGAGAGAAGCCUUUUGCCUGCACACUUUGUGGUAAAAGAUUCACCGAGAAGGGAUGUUUAAACAAGCACACAAGUACACACACUGGAGAGAAGCCUUAUGCCUGCACACUUUGUGAUAAAAAAUACUUCACGAAGGCAAAUUUAAACAUUCACACAAGAACACACACUGGAGAGAAGCCUUUUGCCUGCACAGUUUGUGGUAAACAAUUUGCCCAUAAGGGAAGAUUAAACAUUCACACAAGCACACACACUGGAGAGAGGCCUUUUGCCUGCACAGUUUGUGAUAAAAGAUUCAUCGAGAAGGGAGGUUUAAACAGACACACAAAAACACACACUGUAGAGAAGUUUUUCGCCUGCACACUUUGCGAGAAAGGAUUUAUUCGUAAGACUGAUUUAGAAAGACAUAAGCGCACACACACUGAAAUACAUAAUGAUAUGAAAUGACAUAAAGAACAAAAUUAUUUUUCAGGUGCUGUUCUUUUUCACAACUAUCCAAUAUACAGUAUAUGGUGGAAAACACACAAGGCUGAAAAAGCAAUAUCUACUCUUGCAUCCCUCUUCAAUAAAAUGCUGUAUUUUAAGCAGGGGUGAAAGUGGUUAUAAUUUCUUGCUGGAACUCCCCGACAUGAAGGUCGCCAUGGAGCCAGAAAUGUUAUUUAUUUAUUUAUUUUUUUCGGGGGGGGGCGUGCAGGUAAAAACUACUGGAAUGCAAAGAAAACUGUUUUCGUCAGUUAUUUCUAUAACGCAUACAAAAACUGAUUUUCAUUCAAAAUUGUAUUUUUUUCAAUGAUUUGCAAAAUAAAACAAAAACAGCUAUAACCCCAACCUCCAUCUCCUAAUUAUUAUUUUCCCUCAUUUCCUCACAUACUAAAUGCCAAAUCUCAAUUUCAACUACUUAAGAACAUAGGAUGUAUAUUAAAAUUGAAAUUGAUGUAAACAUUUUGUUGUUUUUUAAACAUAAAGAUAUAAGUAACAUAUACAUCCAUAAAAAUAACUCUUUCCUUGCUCUUAAAGAUUUGAUCCAUUUUCUUUUGCGUUGCCUUUUUUUUUUUUUUUUUUAAUUCUGUUUCAGAAAACAUGCACAUUUGAACUAGUCAGAGCUAACUAUCUCUGGUGCUCACAUUCAGUAUGUCAGCCAAUUGAACAGAUAAAUGAGUCCAGGCGUUUUGCUUUGCUGUGUGCAUUCGCACAUUGACGUGACUUGUCAUCGUCAGACUCGGAUAACUGCAGCAGCUUGGAAAACCUCCAUGCCGUCCGUGGAAUAAAAUAAAUAAUGUAUAUAGGUGGAAAUGGAUUACGCUACGCAACCACUUUAUUAUGCUUGUUGUUAACACUUGUGUAUGUAAAUCUGAUGUUGGUAGAUUGUUUUCUUUUUGGAGAUGAAAUGCAUGUGUGUCAGCUUUCUACAUAUAUCUUUUUUUAAUAUAGCGUUUUGACAGUUGCCGUCAUAUUUUCAGAAUCAAAGCACCGUAUACCGGAACUGUGUUCCGGCCCUGAAUCUUAUACCAGAACCGUUCUGGCCCACUUUCACCCCUGAUUUUAAGCCAAAUGAACUACUGUUGUUUGAUAAAACAAUAUGUCUAUAUGCUGCUAUUGCAGUUUUAUGGCGUAUUAUGCCCCUGGACUAGUUUUAAUUUGUCCGUUUUAUCCUGGAGACCUCCGUUUACAUACACUGAGCAACUGAUUGUGUGCUCACUGUCAAUAGUCUUCUGCGUUCCAGAAAUUAUGUCACACUUCCGGGGUUGGGAAUACAGUAUUGACGAAGAGCUAAAAAACUUAAAAAGGAGAAGAAAAAAAGGGGAAAAAAAACGCAGAUCAUCCUUGCAGUUACGCCUUUGAAAUGACACGGUUGUUUCGACCAACUUGUCCCAAGUUUAUAUUCGUAAAUGUCACGACAAGGCAGCAUAGGCAUUGCAGACCAGGCACAUGCAUAGAGGGGGGCAUAUACAUGACCAAAGUUCCCCUUUUGACUUGGCUUUUUUUUUUUUUUUUUUUGGUGUGUAUGUGUGUGCUGGCCGAAUGCAGGCACGCCACCGAGUACUUAAACACUAAAAAAACAUUUGAAAAGAAAAAAAAGCCGUCCCCUCCUCGCUCGCUGUUCGUUUUUGACCUUGGUGUGUGGUGAGGAGUCCGAGGACAUCUAGUGGUGUUAAACAUGGCUUUACCCUAUUAAACUGUGUACAAGCAAAUUAUGAAAAUUCUUACUCCAGGUUUACUGUGGGGAUUUUUGAAAAAUAAUACGUAAUUUUCACUUUGUUUUCUACUUUUAUAAUUAAUUACCUCUCACCCCCAGGCCCAUGGCUAUUUCGAUCCGUGUGUCUCCACUCUCUAUAAGCAACCAUAUUCGUCCGUUCUCGUCACAGCGUUAUCUAGAAAGGUACGCAUGUAUAAGUUCUCGUUUGUUCUCAAUUUAAUAUUUGCAAUCCGUCCCUUUAUUUCAUUUUCUGUGAUUCCGGUGUUUGUAUGAAUCUUCAUGUGAUAAUUUGGUCAUUCCAUGUCCAUGUAUUUUUUGGUAAAAAUAUUUUUGUACCUUUCCGGCUAGUCACCCUUGUUAAGUGUUCUGUCUUCUCUCUCUUCACAACAUUAUUGUGAAAGAAAUUAAGAAAGCUUUAAAAUAAAAGCCACCAGGGAAUCAGAUUUUUUUUAUUUAUUUAAGAUUUAUAUUUCAUUAUGUAGACAUGCCUCAGAAGGAAAUGAGGUUGAGGGGUUAAAAAAAAAAGGAGCUGGAUGAGGCUGUUUACUCAUUUGCUCCCAAAAACGGAUCAAUACGUUCUAUUUUUAAU